AUGUUGCCAUUUUGUACCUCGCUCACGACCGAUGUUUUGUCCGCCCCGACCGCCUGCGCAGCCGCGGAGACGGAAAUUUGUCCGAGUCAACCCCCUGCAUUCAAAUUACCGUUCAUCCUUGUGAAGGGAACGACGAUCCACGUCUUCCUGAUCCACUUGACUUGGCUGUUCGCUAAGUCUGGAUAUCACAUGGCUCCCGCCACAUCGGGGACAGAAAACCAGCAUCCCGCCCGCGAUGUUGCCUCCCGGUCAGUACCGGCCCCAGGGCUUGGCCAGGAUAUCGACCAUGUAACCGAAACGACGUCUCUGCUGGGUUCUGACAGACCGAAAAAUGGCGACGCGCAUGCUGCAGGCUCACCGUACGGCUCGUCGUCGCCGAAUGGAGACACUGCCAACGAGGUUGAGGAAAAACCUCUUCCUACGCGCCAAAUCUUACUGCUUUGUUAUGUACGAGUGGUUGAACCAUUGGCAUUUUUCUCCAUAUUUCCCUACAUCAGUCAGAUGGUGCAAGAAAAUGGAAAUGUUCCAGACUCGGAUAUUGGCUUUUACAGCGGACUGAUCGAGUCGAUGUUCUCCCUGACACAGGCCAUUGUCAUGAUUUUCUGGGGCCGAGCGGCCGAUCGCAUCGGACGCAAGCCCGUCCUGGUGUCAUCCUUGUUCGGUGUGACAUUUGCGACUGCUCUAUUCGGUAUGGCGAAGAGUAUCCCGCAGAUGAUUCUGUUCAGGUGCAUUGCCGGCGUUUUUGCGGGGACUAUCGUCACCAUCCGUACCAUGAUCGCCGAACACAGCACGCCCAAGACCCAGGCUCGCGCAUUCAGUUGGUUUGCAUUUACUGGAAACCUGGGCAUUUUCCUGGGUCCUCUACUGGGUGGUGCCCUUGCCAACCCCACGCGUCAGUACCCGGGCGUUUUUGGGUCUAUCGAGUUCUUCAAAAAGUACCCCUACGCCCUUUCCAGUCUGAUCAUCGCUCUUAUCGGGGCGACCGCUGCUGUGUCUAGUCUCUUGUUCAUUGAAGAGACCCUGAAGAAGAAAUCGGACUCUGUGAAUUCUAGGUCGGAUGCGCCAGUCCAAGGCGACCUCUCAACCUGGCAGCUCCUAAAAGCACCUGGUGUAAGCAUGGUGCUCUACGUCUUCGCGCAUAUCACGAUCCUUGCAUUCGCAUACACCGCGAUUAUUCCGGUAUUCUGGUAUACCCCUGUGCACCUUGGAGGCUUCAGUCUCACACCCUUUCAAAUUUCUCUGAUGAUGGGUCUGAAUGGCGCAGCCCAAGCCGCAUGGCUUCUAUUGGUAUUCCCUCCACUACAACACAGAAUCGGAUCGAACGGUGUGAUCAGGCUCUGCGCCCUUGCCUACCCGUGGUUUUUCCUGUGUUGCCCUCUCGGAAACGUGCUACUGCGAAUGAAUACCGAGGGAUCGCUCAAGUUUUUUUGGGUCUUCGUGCCGGUGGCCCUGGCCUUUGGAAGUGGUGUUGCAAUGAGUUUCACAGCAAUUCAACUUGCCAUCAACGAUAUUGCACCAUCGCCCAGGUUCCUGGGCACACUCAAUGCCCUGGCCUUGACUGGUUCCAGUGGACUGAGAGCUUUCUGCCCGGCACUCUUCACCAGUCUCUUUGCGUUAGGCACGAGAACGCAGCUGGUUGGAGGUUACGCAAUUUGGAUUUUCAUGUUUUUCCUUGGCGCCGCCUUGUCGAUUUCAGCAAAAUACCUCCCAGAACCUGACGCACGAAAAGAACAAGAUGAUUAA
Penicillium argentinense is the source of this 1743-nucleotide messenger RNA. Its product is annotated as MFS transporter. NCBI's taxonomy places the organism in Eukaryota, Fungi, Ascomycota, Eurotiomycetes, Eurotiales, Aspergillaceae. The transcript has a single exon. The record is from RefSeq and is a predicted model, not a curated record. Gene Ontology annotation, molecular function: transmembrane transporter activity. The coding region runs from base 1 to 1743 and encodes 580 amino acids. Gene Ontology annotation, biological process: transmembrane transport.